GACACUCAGGAGGUGCGGAGACCUAUUUUGUUCUUGGCAUCUGAAAGUUGUUAUUAUCAUAUUAUGUUGACCACUGUGUCACUGCAGGUGAAGCUUGAGGAAGGUCUCCGGAUGCUUGAGGUUUUUAAGGAUCAUACCAGCAAGACUUCCAUUUUGGAUGGCUUCACUUUUUAUGAGAUACGCCAGAAGGUGAUGCAAGAAAGAAAGGCAAAGCAACAACAGCUUCAAAAAAAGGCUGUGGAUGGACUGCCAGGAGAUGUUGAGAAUAGCAAAGAUGGGACAAACUGGAAGCCCAGAUUACAGAAGCCUCUGGUUACAGUUUUGGAGAAGGGACCUGUCCAGGGUGAACUGAAGCCAUCUGAGGAAAGUGAGGCGCCUGCAGUGUCUGGUGUUAAUCCGAAGGAUGCUACACCGGUGACUGAGGAGCAGGUUAGCAAAAGUAGCAUCGCCGUUGGGUGUUAGGUUUGCGACCCAUUUGUCAUCCCCUGGAGCCAUUAGUUCCAUUUCUGGAAAUAGGUUUGAAAAAUAGUUUUGCUGCAUCCAAGAGGCUGGAAAUGGACAGCUGAGGCAAUAUAUUCUUUCUCCAAUUUGCUUGUGAUAAAGAUGGUAUAUAUUUCUCAGAUCAGAUACUUCCUUUCCACCGUCGUAGGGGGGUAUUUUUUUUUUCCUAACUUGUUUCUUCCAUCCUCUUGAUAGCGCUCCCAAUAAGUUGGGGGAUAUGUUGUUUUUUCCCUUUCCUGUUUUAUUUUCAUCAAUCGAUGUUUCUUUGCUUAGAAAAACAUAUUGAUAUUUAUUUAAUAUAUAUUUUCAUGUGUGUAUCUA
Phoenix dactylifera (date palm) is the source of this 822-nucleotide messenger RNA. The record is from RefSeq and is a predicted model, not a curated record. Lineage: Eukaryota; Viridiplantae; Streptophyta; Magnoliopsida; Arecales; Arecaceae.